Messenger RNA from Episyrphus balteatus (marmalade hoverfly), 2120 nucleotides. RefSeq lists its product as uncharacterized. The record is from RefSeq and is a predicted model, not a curated record. NCBI's taxonomy places the organism in Eukaryota, Metazoa, Arthropoda, Insecta, Diptera, Syrphidae. The transcript is spliced from 3 exons. The coding region runs from base 828 to 1868 and encodes 346 amino acids.
UGGGUGUUGCAUGCACUCUUAAUUUUUUUGCUGAGUAAACAAAAAAAUCAGUGACAAAAUAAAAUUAUACACUGACACCACCGCGUCAACUUCAAGUUAUUGAAAAAAAAUAAAAAAAAAUAAAAUAAAAUUAUUAACAAUACAUAUUAGUGCGGCGUCACCUUUUUAUCUACCAACAGGCCAUAACGAUAUAUACCUCUACUAAGGGAGCUCGGUGCGCUGCAGUGUGCUACGGUGCCACUGCUGCUGUUGUUGCCGUUGCUGCUCCCAUAUGACCACACCAUUCCACAAACAACUUCACACGUCACCCUAAUGCAAAGCUAAGCAUUUGAAAUCGGAACCAACAACAAAAACAACAACAACAACCAUCAACAAGCCGUGUACGAGCUAAUAGCUAAUUGCGUCGCAUACAAUAUCUUGCUGCUAAUUCCAUGCGCCCAUCAUCGUCAGCAACUUAGUGCGCUCAAAGCGUGUAUAGUACAGUGGUGUUGUUGCCACACAAUGUUGCGGCGGCUGUGUCAGUUGUUAUAACCCUCUGCCCGCUAAUGCCACCGCCCGCCGACACGGCGACUGCGACCGCAUCGCGCGGUACAAUAUUAUAGCCACUUGCCACACACAAUCAUCAAAAUACUACCACCAGCAUUCGCAACAACAAAAAAUUAGUACAAAUUGUGAUUUCGACGGGGAAUGUUGCGCUGAUCUUUUAGCGUUCAUAUAUUUCUUGUGAUCAACCUAUUUUCGGGCAAAGCCACGUGAGGCGCGAAGCUUUUUUUUGGCCAGUUUUUUUUUUUUUCCUGUAAUCAACUUUAUCCAAGAGAUAUAAAAUCAUGACCAACAGUGGUCAUCAUAAUCCUCCUCCAAUUCCUGAUGCUACCGAUGGAGCUGCCAGUAAUGGCGCUAUACCAAUUGAUCGUGUCGAAUGGUCUCGCAACACAAUUCUGGAAUUCAUCGAAGACUAUCGCAGCUUCAAUGUUCUUUGGGAUCCAAACACCAAGGGCUAUCACAUCAAACAAGUCAAGUAUGAAGCCCUCAGACAGCUUAGCCGCAAAUAUGGCACCGAAGUGCGUGUUAUACGCAGCAAGAUCAAGAGCUUACGAUCGUCGUUUCACCGUGAACAUGGCAAGGUGAUUAGUGGCAAGCGCAGGGGGGUCAACUAUCAACCCAUGUGGUUUGCAUAUGAAGCGAUACGAUUUAUUUUGGAUGGGGAGCGCAACGGUAUGGGAGGCGGUAUAAGUCACUCAAGUUUUGAUGCUGUUUGUGGUGGCAUUGGUGGUCGUGAACAUGAUGGUUUUGUUGUUGGUGAUGUUUUUGUUGCGGCGGCUGCUGCGGCUGCUUUUGCCGCUGCUGGUGCUGCUGAUACGGUCUCAAAUGGCAUUGAUACCAAAGACGAGCUGGUGGCUUUCACAGACCAAAUUAAUGAUCCACAUUACGUCAACAUCAGUGCUGGGGAUGUCAAAACAGAAAUUUUUGAAACACCUAAUGAAGAAAUUGAAAAUGUCUCCAGGUCACAAAAAUCUGCCAUCAAAAAAGCCAUCAAAUCAAAAAAACGUCAAAGGUUGCCAAAAAUCGAUUCAACUAGUCAUCAUUUAGUAGAAAUACCAAGUGAUAGUGAAAGUGAUAGUUUGGCCAGCAGCAGCAAUCCUACAUGCAAAAAGAUUCGUAAAACUGAAUCCAUGGAAUCCUCGGAUGAAUUUGGUGUUUUUGGUGAAUAUGUUGGUAUCACAAUACGCAGGUUAAAGUCUUCAAAAGCUCAAGUUGUUAUUAAACAUUUGAUAAAUAAUUUGCUUUUUGAUGCUGAAAUGGGGAGAUAUGAUUAUGGCAUUCCAACAACUCGAGAACCUCCUCAUUUGUAUGCGACGACAGACUAAAUGUGUCUAGAUAUGUCAAGAUACGAGUACAUAAUAGCCAGUAUGAAAAAAUGGAAUUUUUGUAUAGUUUUUUUUUAGUUUAAGUUCAGGGAUACUAAAGCUUUCUUUUUAAUUUUUUUUAUUAUUUUAUAAAAUGUAAUUCAAACUCAGGUACCUUAAAGUUAGUCAAACCUUGAAAGGGUAUUUUGUUAUUUUUGUAUGGUUUAUAAAUAUAUAUUAAUAAGGAUUUAAAUAAAAUAUAAUUAAAGUUAA